Capsella rubella is the source of this 1333-nucleotide messenger RNA. RefSeq names its product transcription factor MYB25. Gene Ontology annotation, cellular component: nucleus. The transcript has 2 exons. The coding region runs from base 94 to 1251 and encodes 385 amino acids. The record is from RefSeq and is a predicted model, not a curated record. Gene Ontology annotation, biological process: regulation of DNA-templated transcription. NCBI's taxonomy places the organism in Eukaryota, Viridiplantae, Streptophyta, Magnoliopsida, Brassicales, Brassicaceae. Gene Ontology annotation, molecular function: RNA polymerase II cis-regulatory region sequence-specific DNA binding; DNA-binding transcription factor activity, RNA polymerase II-specific.
UGGUUACAUUCUUUUCUUUUUUUUUUUGAAUUUCAAAUUUUUUGUUUUUUUUUUUAUUAAUCCUCAAAGACGAAAAAUUAGUUUUGGCUUCCGAUGAACGCAGCAAUCUCUCAUCCGCCGGAGCUAAUGCCGUCGCUGAAUCUUUCUACGGGUUGUGAUGGCUCGGAAGAUGCGAUUAACGCUGCAGUUGAGGAAGAGCUCGCCGAGUUAGCGAAAGGCGACUCGAGCAGCGGCGGCGGAAGGAGUAAAGUGAAAGGACCUUGGUCUCCGGAGCAAGAUGCGGCUCUUACCAGGCUUGUUACCAAGUGUGGUCCGAGAAACUGGACUCUGAUCUCCCGUGGGAUCCCUGGUCGCUCUGGGAAAUCGUGCCGGUUGCGUUGGUGUAACCAGCUCGAUCCUUGUCUCAAAAAGAAACCUUUCUCUGAUGAAGAGGAUCAUAUGAUAAUGUCUGCACACGCUGUUCAUGGGAACAAAUGGGCUGUGAUUGCUAAACUCUUACCUGGGAGAACAGAUAAUGCCAUUAAGAAUCACUGGAACUCAAGUCUUAGACGUAAACCAGCAGAUGUAUGGAAGGAUCAUCAAGGGAUACCUAGUACAGAAAUAUAUCAAGUGCAUCCAUCAAAGGUCAGGAAGAUAUCAAAUGAAACAUCCCCCAGAGAACAUUUACCUCGAGAAGAAGUCAAUUCGUUUAUGGCUCCCGUAGUAAAUGAUGAUCAAAUGGCUAAUGAACCAAACGAGCCUCUUCUGGAACAGAAGAGUAAACCUGAUGUUUAUCGCCCAGUGGCUCGAAUGGGUGCUUUCAGUGUUUGCAAACAAGGAUACAUGAACCACCAUAUGGCUCCAUGUGAGGGACCUUUGGUUCACGCAUCAAGGCCCGGCUCAUUGGCUGGUAAAUUUCUCCAGUCUCUUUGUUAUGAACCUAUCGUCCCUUCAAAAUGCGGCCGCGGCUGCUGCAACCAUUCAGACAACAAAACACUGUGCAACUCGGUGCUGGGACCAGAGUUUGUGGAUUAUGAGGAACAUUCUUCUGCAGAGUUAGACCAAGAAUUGAUCUCUAUAUCAACGGACCUGAACAAUAUUGCUUGGAUUAGGACUGGGAGUGACAACAAGUAUUUUAAGGAAGCUGAACAGAGUUUGAAGGCUGAUGAUCAGUACCAUCAUCGUGAAUAUGCUCACCCGAAAUUUACUGGAAUGGUAAACAAUAGUGUAUCAAGUCAGAUGCUGAGACAAGAUUUAAGGGCUUUGAACUAAUUUUAGUGACAUAACAUUCAUUCAAUAUCUCUUUGUUAAUUCUGUUUUUACCAGAUCGUAGAAAAUUUAAACUUUACCAUUA